Molecule: messenger RNA, 1077 nt
Organism: Pelmatolapia mariae (spotted tilapia)
Lineage: Eukaryota; Metazoa; Chordata; Actinopteri; Cichliformes; Cichlidae
Product: platelet-activating factor receptor-like
Exons: 1
Coding region: 1-1077 (358 amino acids)
Biological process (GO): chemotaxis; G protein-coupled receptor signaling pathway
Cellular component (GO): membrane
Molecular function (GO): platelet activating factor receptor activity; G protein-coupled purinergic nucleotide receptor activity
Source: RefSeq, a predicted model, not a curated record
AUGAGUAGUGUGGAGUCCACAAUCAUUAAUCCGUUCCUGGACUCUGAGUUUCGUUAUGUGCUCAUCCCGGUUUUCUACAUCAUCUUCUUCAUCCUGGGCUUCAUCUCUAACCUCUACGUGCUGUUUGUCCUGUGCUGCCUUCAUCAAGCCAAGGCCAUUAAAGAAAUUCACAUCUACAUGACAAACUUGACCAUCACUGAUCUUCUGUUUGUGUGUGCUCUUCCCUUUUGGAUUGACUACUAUAUUCGUGAGGGAGACUGGGUUUAUGGAGAUGUCAUGUGCCGGGUGACAGGCACCUUCUUUUUCAUCAACACCUACGGCACCAUCCUCUUCCUUGCAGCCAUCAGCAUCAACAGAUACUGGGCGGUGACUCGGCCUCUGGACGCAGCCUCGUCAGACCACAGACUUCGUGGAGUCAUUGUUUGUAUUUGUAUCUGGGUGUUUGUUCUGGCAAUGUCUGUUCCUUUUCUGGUGAGUCCAGGGACCAACGUGCACUCUAAAAACAACACCAACAUAUGUCGCUGUUUUGAGGGAUACCAGGGUGGAACUAUUGACAAGAAGAAAAAAGUGGCUGUUACUCAUUUUCUAAUAAUUGGAUUGUUUUUUGUUGUCUUUAUACUCAUUGUGAUAUGCAAUAUCCUGAUUGCUCAAAGUUUAAUUUCUAAAAAUUCUCCUCAGUCGGAAAUUCAGUCUUCAGGAACACAGUGUAAGAAGCCCAUAUUUAAACGGCCGACAGGGGUAAAACGGAGGGCUCUCCAGAUGUUGCUGGCAGUGGUGGGAGUGUUUGUUCUGUGUUUCCUGCCACACCACAUAGUUCAAGGCCCCUGGGUUCUGGCAGUGCUGGAGAUCAAAGACGGCUUCGGCCACGUGAAGUACAGCGAGGCCACUCGUCAGUUGCUGAGCGACGCUCAUCAGAUCACCCUGGUUCUUAUGGGCCUCAACUGCAUUUUGGAUCCUGUAGUUUAUUAUUUUGCCACAGGGAAGUUUAGAGGACUCAUCAAGGGCCACACUGCAAAAUUAAUCCCAUGCACUAAAACUCGGAGCUACCAUUUAAACCAGCCUGCAUCACCUGUUUGA